Pedinophyceae sp. YPF-701 is the source of this 2130-nucleotide messenger RNA. The record is from the annotation of a GenBank genome assembly. Lineage: Eukaryota; Viridiplantae; Chlorophyta; Pedinophyceae.
AUGCAUAGCCUGGACCGUCGCCCGUCGGGGACAUGUUCGCUCCACAAUAUCGCGUCGCACAUUGGGCGCGUCAAGGCACGAUGGUGGAGGGGGGGGCCUGCACGGACCGGCGUGCUCGCGCCCGGGCCGGUGCCGCAGCGGCGCCGCCGGCUCAUUGGCGCGCACGCCACGCCGAAGCACAAGCUCAGGGACGAGAAGCGGGGAUUCGGCGGGCGGAACCGGAACCGCUCCCUCGUGUCGGGCGGGCGCGGGUCCAAGACGAAGCCAUCGAGACACACCGCCCCGCAACGGCAGACGCUGCAGACCUUCCUGGAGAGCAACGAGGCCAAGGACCUGGACGGGUACAGCGUCGUGACGAAGAUCAAGGACGAGAUGCGCGGGGAGGUCCACGAGGUGGUCGGUGCGGGGGGUCCUGAUGACAGCGCUGACACGGGGGGGGCUGCGAUCCGCUUUCUGCGCGUGCGCGAGCCCGCGAAGGACGCCCUGAAGGCGUUCCUCAAGUCCCUUCCGCGGCGCACGGACCGCGGCGCUGCGCGCGACCGCGACGCCGGCCGCGGGCAGGCCCCAGAGCCCGACUCCGCGGCGACACACCCCCCCCCGCGGAGCCCCGCGCCGUGGGUCGAGUCCCCGCGCGCGCGCGCGCACCUCGCGGAGGAGCGUCGGCGGAACCGCGACGCCGCGCAGGAGCGCGCCUCUCUCCCCUCGCACGGCGCCACCAUCCAAGAGCUGAAAGACCCCCCGGGGACUGAUCACGGCGACGGCGACAGCGAUCAGGAGCUGCCGUUCGGGAGCCUGCGCGAGCAGCUCAUCGCGGCGGGCUUCUCCGACUCGCUGCCCGUCGCCGCCGCGGCCGCCGAUCGCGCGAUGACCGCAUCCUUUGACGAAGACCUGGCCAUUUACGGCGGCAGCAGCGAGGAGUGGUGCGAGCACCUGGUGCCGCUCGUGGGCGCCAUGGUGGCCUCCGUGGAUCCCGCGGCGCGUCUCCUCGAGCUCGACCCCCCGGGGGGUCUUUUGGACCUGGGUCGGCGCGACAGCGUGCUGCCAUGGCUGGACGACGAGCUGCGGCCGUACAUCGCGCUGGGCGGGCCCACCGGCGCGGAGGAGCGCAUGCCCACGCGCGCGGCGCUCGAGGACGCCGGGCGGCGCGACCUUGUCGCGGCGAUCACGCGCCUGGGGGGGUUCCUUGACGUGGCACUAAAACUGUCCAUCCGCGGGCCCAGGCGUCCGAACGGGUACUGGGACCAGGAGGAGGUGCUGCUGGAGGAGAUCGCGAAGUUCGUGGCGAGCUCGUGGAUCCAGUACACGGACGAGGACGGGGGGGAGUAUUGGUUCAACUCGGUGACCCGCCGCGUGCGGUGGGAGCGCCCGCAGCCGCCGAUGCGCGUGCCGCUCGGGGACGCGGACGGGUCGUACGUCUUCGUCGAGGACCUCGAGGACCGCGUCAUGCCCUCGCGCAGCGCGCUGUACGAGGCCGGGCGAUACGACCUGCAUCACGCCAUCGUGCAGCGUGGCGGGUACAAGAGGGUCGCGGAGGACCUCGACCGGCAGCCUGCGUGGCCCCCGAGCCGCCCGUACCAGAGCGACCCUCUCGCGCUCGCGGACGAGCUGCGCGACGCCGCGCUGGAGAUCGGACUGGACCCCGGGGUCGUGCCGGGCCCCAAGUCGCUGUACGAGCACGGGCGCGCGGACCUCGCGGCGGCCGUCGCGGCCCUGGGCGGCGUGCGUGCGGUCGCGGAGCGGCUGGGCAUGCGCAACGUGCGGGCGAGCCGCGGGCAGUGGGACGAGGCGCAGGACGCGGCGCGCGGGCUGCUUGGGUACGUCGUGGAGCGCGAGGACAAGUUCGGGGUCCUGCCGGACGAUUUGAUGGAUGCGUGGGACACGGUGGAGAUGGUGGGGGGGUAUAGCGUGAUGGACCUGGGGGUGUGGGGGGCGUUUGCGGAGCGGGAGCGGUGGGAGGUGCCGACGCAGAGGGAGCUGCGGGAGGCGGGGCGGUGCGACUUGCUGUGGGCGCUGCAGAAGCACGGAGCGGAGACGCUGGCGACGCUGUCGGGGCUGAAAGCGCGGACGCGCGGGCGGCCGCGGUCGCGGCGGCGGGACGGCGGGGGCAACGACGACGAGGACGAGGACUGA